This is a messenger RNA of Anneissia japonica, 2947 nucleotides long. RefSeq names its product baculoviral IAP repeat-containing protein 7-like. Lineage: Eukaryota; Metazoa; Echinodermata; Crinoidea; Comatulida; Comatulidae. The transcript has 6 exons. Gene Ontology annotation, molecular function: ubiquitin protein ligase activity; cysteine-type endopeptidase inhibitor activity involved in apoptotic process. Gene Ontology annotation, cellular component: cytoplasm; nucleus. The coding region runs from base 596 to 2671 and encodes 691 amino acids. The record is from RefSeq and is a predicted model, not a curated record. Gene Ontology annotation, biological process: negative regulation of apoptotic process; regulation of cell cycle; positive regulation of protein ubiquitination.
AAAAGGGGAUUCCCGGAUUUUCAUUUUUCAUACUCUUUGAUCGAAGCAAUCGAAGAUACUAGAAAACACAAGAUAGAGUUCUCUGCAGACAAGAGGAUUAAUUGAAAGUAUUUUAUGAGUAGUAGAAGGCCCUACCUCGGAAAUCGUUCUCCUUGGUUGUUGUUGAUAAGUGUUUCUUGAGAUAAUCAACCUACUUGUGUGAUAUGUAACCAGCUCUAAAAAGAACAGUUCAUCUUCCAUAUAUUUUUUAUUAAAGAACAAUUUCAAGAACUGAUAAAUCCAUGGUUUUUGCUGAUAAGUAUUUGUUCAGGAAAUCAACAAAAUUUGUGUUACAUGUACAUGUAACUUUUGUUUUCUUUUGUUGUGAAGAAAACAGCUCAUUUUCCAUAUUUGGAAUUCUGCAACUGAUUACCCUGUGGGUGUUUUCAGAUAGGGCAGAUUCAAUACUGAAAACCACCAGUGAGAGGAAUCCUUAUGCAAUUGCAAAGCGUUUUGUAUCAUUGCUAACUGAGUGGACUCACCAAGGGUUUUAACUGAUUACAUUUUUUUUUAAAUUCUACCAAAAAAAAAAAAGUGUACAGAUUGAUCAAACAUUAUGGCAGCAAAACCAAUUCAUACAAAUGCAUCAAGAGUACGUGAAUUACUUAGUUAUGUAAAGUCAUUGGAUGAAUACUCACCACAUGACAUAAAAGAUGGUGUUAGUGUUGAUUUUUGUGAAUCACAGACAAUUGAAGGCACCACUGAUAGUGUUGAUGAAGUUGAUUCCAGCCUUGCGUCAUUGCAUAGCACUGAUGCAGUAGCAGCUACUUCAAUGGCAACAGCUAAUUGUUAUUCAGAUACAUAUCCCAAUGGACGAAAAAUCAUAAAAGAUGCCCAUGGUACUAAAUACGAUAUGUCAUCUGAAGUUGAUCGUCUGGCAACGUUUAAAAAAUGGCCAAAUGAAUCGCCUAUGAAUCCAACUACACUCGCAAAAGCUGGAUUUUUCUAUGUUGGUUCUGAUGACAUGGUAAAAUGCUUUUCCUGUAAUGGUAAAAUUAAAGACUGGGAAUUUGGUGAUUCAGCAAUUGGAGAGCAUAAAAGAUUCUUUCCAAAGUGCAAGUUUGUUCAGGGAAGAGACCAGCAGAACCAGCCCUUACUGCUGAACCUUGUAUCCUCAAAGGAAGUGAAGUCUACAGCAGAAGGAAAGUCAUCAAAAAAGGAUGAGAUGUACAACCCAAAAAAAGAUACAUUGGUAAUUGAUAAAAGUAAAAUUCCUGAUAAAUUGAAAAGUGAAUACAGACGUCUGCUGACAUUUCAAGACUGGCCACGUUCCAACCCUAUGCAGCCUCGCGCAUUGGCCAAAGCUGGUUUCUACUACACUCAGACAAGAGAUGUAGUAAAAUGUUUUGCUUGCAAUGGAGAAAUAUCAAAUUGGAAAGUUAUUGAUGUUCCUAUGACACAACACACAAUGCUGUUUCCAGAGUGUCCUUUUGUUCAGGGUGAGGAUGUUGGCAAUGAGAAACUGACCACAACAGAUGUUAUGAAUGCCCAACAUGCAGUGGUUUAUCGGGAGCCCUCAACCAAACUUCCACCAGUCCAAAAAAUUGAGUCAAAGAAUAAAAGCCAGAUAUCACAGACGGCUAAAGUGACCGAUCAGUGGUCAUCCAUUCCAAGUCAUAGUUCACGAAGGCCCCUGACUAGAGCACAGCACCCUCAGUUUGGGAAUGAAGCAGAAAGACUGAAAACUUUCAGAUAUUGGCCAAGCAGUGCACCUGAAGCAGCUCCUCUGGCAACAGCAGGAUUCUUUCACACAGGAGAAAAUGACAAUGUAAAAUGUUUUUACUGCAAUGGUGGACUAAGAAAUUGGGAGCCUUGUGAUGAUCCUUGGACAGAACAUGCCAAGUGGUUUCCAAAAUGUGAUUGGUUGAUUCAGCAACGUGGAGAACCUUUCGUUCAAUAUGUCAUCGCCAAUUUUCCUGUACAAAAUCAGAACCUGCCUUUACAGCCACCUGCACCACCUAUACCAAGCCCAGGAUUUGAUACUGUUCAAGGUACAGCUCGGCCAUCUGUUAAUCUCAAUGCACAACCACCACUAACAACUACCAACCAAACAGCCAUCAAAAAAAGAAUGGAAUCUCGAAUUGUAAAUUUCGUUAUUGAAAUGGGUUUUCCUCGGCGGAAAAUAAAGAGAAUUAUCGAGGGACAAGUAAGCAGAAAUGAAGAUGAAUUCAAUACCAUUCAGAGUCUUGUUGAUGCAUUACUUGCUGAGCCAGACGAACCUGGAGAUUAUGAGGAAGAACCACUUGAAAAUGCUACUAGUAGCACAGACCCUAAAAGUAAAAUGGCCGAUGAUGAUGAAGCAAAAGCAGCAGCUAAAACUAAGAUAAUUGAAUCAUCAAAUACUGUGACCGAAAAAAUGGCGGCAUUGAAUGUAGGUGGCUCUACACCGCAACCUAAAUCAUCAGCGUCUUCAACAUUAGAAGAAGAAGCAUCACUUCCUACUUCAAUCCAAGAUGAGCUGAGAGAACUUCGUGACAAGAGGACUUGCAAGAUCUGUAUGGACAACGAAAUCAAUGUAUUGUUUACCCCAUGUGGGCAUUUGGUGGCUUGUGAACAGUGUGCACGCUCAAUACAAAUAUGUCCUAUUUGCAGAAUACCUAUAAAAACUUGCAUCAAAACAUACCUGUCUUGAGAAUAAUAAUAAAGGCAUCAGUGUCAUUCCAGCUAAAUCAGCCAGAUUUUCCCCUGUGAACCUCCCCACUCCCCAAUGGAUUUUUAUUUUUAAAUUUCUAAAAAUAAAACUUGGUAUAAGAAAGUAUAAUACAUACUCCAAGUAUUGAAAUACACACCAUCAUACUUGGAGUUUGUAUUAUACUUUCUUAUCUGAGAUUAAUCAGUGGACCUUUCAGUUUUUGGAAAUCUUGGUAUGUCGAAAGAAAGAAUAAAAAAUUUCUUCUUCAAUUUGUAA